Messenger RNA from Dovyalis caffra, 906 nucleotides. NCBI's taxonomy places the organism in Eukaryota, Viridiplantae, Streptophyta, Magnoliopsida, Malpighiales, Salicaceae. The record is from the annotation of a GenBank genome assembly.
AUGUCAGGCUACCCUCACCAACCAGCUGGCUAUGGCUACGGCCCACCGCCAUCUCAACAAACCCAACCCUACGGCUCUGCCCCACCAUACUCCUCCCCUUAUGGCGCACCACAACAGCCUUCAGCUCCAUACGGCACCGCACCACAAGCCGCUGCUCCAUACGGAGCCGCACAACCUGCCGCUCCUUACGGCUCCCCCUACGGCGCUCCCGCUCCUGGCACCAAGCCACCAAAGGACAAACCCCAUGCCUCCGCACCCUCUGUACCUGGCGGCUACCCUCCUGCUCCCUACGGCAGCCCCUUUUCCGCUCUCUUGCCCUCCACCUUCCCUCCCGGAACCGACCCCAGCAUCAUUGCCUGCUUUCAACUCGCCGAUCAGGACGGUAGCGGGCUAAUUGAUGAUAAUGAACUGCAAAGAGCCUUAUCGAGCUAUAAUCAGAGCUUUAGCUUGAGGACGGUUCGCCUUCUCAUGUAUCUCUUCACGAACACCAACACCAGGAAGAUCGCGGAAUGUUACUGCAUUUUUCUAAUGGCCCAAGGAAUUCAGUCAGCUGUUCUACAGUUUGCAGAACUGGAGGGUAAGCUUUUGGAGAUUUUGAAUUGGAAGGCAAUCUUUGAGAGGUUUGAUAGGGACAGGAGUGGGAAGAUUGAUUGUAAUGAGUUGAGAGAGGCGCUUCUGAGUUUAGGAUUUUCUGUCUCACCAGUCGUUUUGGAUUUGCUGGUAUCCAAGUUUGACAAAACGGGAGGGAAGAACAAGGCCAUCGAAUAUGACAAUUUCAUCGAGUGCUGUUUGACUGUCAAGGGACUGACUGAGAAAUUCAAAGAGAGGGAUACUGGGUACUCAGGUUCAGCAAGUUUCACUUAUGAAAAUUUCAUGCUUACUGUCCUUCCAUUCCUCAUUGCUUAG